Messenger RNA from Knipowitschia caucasica, 309 nucleotides. The record is from the annotation of a GenBank genome assembly. Lineage: Eukaryota; Metazoa; Chordata; Actinopteri; Gobiiformes; Gobiidae.
AUGAAAGGACAAACUCACACGUAUCUGACGCUUGCUGCUUCCGCUGUGAGAGUGGUGCUUGGAGCCGAGAGGGUCAGGGGGAGGAGAGGCUUGGGAGUGGAGCGAGAAGACGAUAGGAGGAGACCCGCGGGUGACCACUGUGCACCAUCACCCGGACACGCGCUCCUCCGCCGGACACUUCCAUCCACUUCUGUGGCCCCUGCUGCGGCCGCUCGGACUACUUACUACAUGAUGACGGCAGACGCAGUGGAGGUCCUGGAUUCAGGCCUGGCAGGGCACAGGGCGGGUCGCCUUCGGCCCCGUGUUUGA